CUCCUCCUCCUCCUCCUCCUCCUCCUCCUCCACGGUGGGUCUCCGUAGCCAUUUUGGCUCAAGUCACGUCGCCCGAGACCCAGCCCAGCCCGUCUACCGAACUUCCGACCUCGCUCCUAGAUGGCGAGGAAGAUCGUCCUUACGCUCUUCGCCUCGACGUCCGUUGCCUCCUCCCUGACACUUCAAUCCAGAGAGCUGUCUGAAGAUGAAUCCGCGCCCACGGCUUUGAGUGCCCUCCUAUCGGAGGCGAUCGGUCUGCUGCAGGAGGCCGAUGACGCGCAGGUCUUGGCUGGCGGCGAGAUCUCUCUCCUCAGCAUUGACGAUGCGGCUGACGAGGCGAACGAGGACCCCGAGCAUGCCGCGGCUGAGGAGCAGACCUCCGCAAGCCAGGUGGCCAGCACUGGUAAUGUGACUGACGAUGCGCCCGCCGCGGAGGCUCCUCUGGCGGCACAGGUCGAGCGGGGGACGGAGGACGCCAACGCCUCGGGGAACGCCUCGGAGGUGCGGGCCGAAGAGAACCAGAGCAGGGCCAACCUGUCCACGUACUUCGACCCCAAGCUGAUGGCCAUCUUCCGCGAGAAGCAGGCGCACCUGAAGGAGACGAUGAAGGAUUUCAUGGUGUCGAAAAAGGAGCUGGACGUGGCCAAGCUGGCCGCGAACCUGGCGAUGAAGAAGCUGAGGCUGGCGACCGAGAAGCGGAGGAAGAUCCUGAUGGGCGAGAGGAUGGCCGAGGCCGAGGAGCGUCGGGCGAUCAAGGAGAACCGGCGACAGGCCAAGACGGACAUGACGGCGCGCGCGGAGCAGUUGCUGGCGGACUCAUUGGGUGGCCUGGCGGGCGUCAACAUUAGCUACAUGGUAGACGUCGUCCUGGCCCUGCCGGAGGCGCUGCAGGACGAGGAGUUCGUGGAGGAUUUCCGCAACGUGACAAAGAGGGUGGAUGUGAAUGUCCGGAAGUUUCUGGACCAGACGCAGCAGAAGACCACCCAGUUCGUCAAAGACAGCACCUCCGCCUCCGACGUGGAGUUGCGCUUCAUCAUGGCGAAGUUCUUCCACGAGUCUGGCUUCCGCCUCCGAGGGCUCCACCAGGACAGCCUGAAGGCCAUCCAGAUGCUCAGGCGCACGGUGCCGGAGGACUUGGAGAGGGCGCUCUUCCCGUUCCUCGGGCAGCUGAACGCCAACACGGUCCGCCUCAGGAUCAAUGCCACCAGCCUGGCCACCGCCACCCCGAAGGAGGCGUGCGACCAGAUCACCCAGAUCAUGGCCAACGUCAGCGAUUAUGACAGCAAGCUCGAGACCAUCGGCAAGGUGAUCGAAAACGUGUCCACGAUGGUGUUGCCCAACAUGGAGAGGACGCUGCAGGUCUCUCCGAACAUCACCACCUUUGUAGGCUCUUUCCUGAACAUGGCGCGCCUCGAAGUGGGCGGCCUGCAAGAGGCGGCCCACAGCAUGGUCACCAGGGCCAGCCCCAUCAUCGCCGAGCGGGUGCAGUGCACCUUCAGCAGCGCGCGUCCGCGCGUCGGUCUCAGCCUCCUCAGCGCGGUGGCGGUGCUCGCGGCCACCUGGCUUCUUCAGUGAGGGGGCUCGAUUCAUUUUGUAGUUGCCGCAGCUCCAUCUGUCGAUGCAACGAGAAUUUUUGCCCGUUCAUGAUGUCUCUA
Prorocentrum cordatum is the source of this 1655-nucleotide messenger RNA. The record is from the annotation of a GenBank genome assembly. NCBI's taxonomy places the organism in Eukaryota, Dinophyceae, Prorocentrales, Prorocentraceae.